AUGCGACGCCGGCGGUUGUUCUCACAUCAGGCCAUGAUGUGGAUCCUCGUUUCCAUGGCCCUCGCUGCAAGAGUAGCAGCUGCGCAAGAACUUGCUGUAGUUCGCACCUUCGCAAGCGAGCAGGAGGUUACCGGACUCACGGCCUCCUUUGAGUUAUGGAACACGAUGCUGCCUUGUGCGGGAAGCACUUGGGUAUCUGUGGACCUUUUACUUGUCUACAGCCAGAGCUUCGACCUGACGCCCUCAGCUUUGGCGGCAGCGAAGGACGUUCAAUCGAGUUUUGAGAAUGGUACGACCUGGGCUAGAUGCUUUCGCAACGUGUUUAUCGAAUCUGCGAACCUGUCUGCCCAGGAAGAUGUUUAUGAUAGCCGAGGCUACUCGAUGCGCAAAGAUUGGGUGAAUGGUCCGAACACCGUGUUUCGGUUCAUCCUCGGAAGCUUCUUCAAUGGCACUUUCCCGGCACAGUACGACUCCUUUUAUUUCAUGGAAAUCGAUGCAGUGCCGGUGCGACCUUUCUGGCUGGAUCAGUUCAUCGCGGAGGCUACCAUAUAUCCCCGAGCUGCUAUCCGCGGCAGUCGCUACAGAGGCGACAGUUGGGACAGCUUCCAGGCGUCUCUCUCUGACGACCUUCUGCUUCACAUCAACGGUAAUGCAGUCUACAACUUGCAGCAUCCGUGGCUCCGUUGGCUUUACGAGCAGCUGGAGUCGGAGCAGUCCACUGAAUUUAAUGCCAUCGCCUUCGACCUCCGGAUGGCGAACCUAUCCCUCGAGGGCCGCGAAGGCACAAACCCUGAUGCUGCAGCGGCUUGGGUAGAGCAUGUCCCCAGCGAUGAGGACGCUUAUCGGGAAGAUUCCUUGCUGGUCGGCAAUUAUGCCAACACCUUGCUGAACUCCAGCUUUGAUGCAGGCGUGUACGUACGACACGGCGCCACAUCCAACAUCUUCGAGAAUCUCAACGACUCGCUGGUCACGCUAGCGGCUGUCAGUUUCGAUGGAUCGAGCGGUGUCUACGACCGGUUCAACCAAAGCCUUAGCGUGUACCAUCCCUUCAGGAAGGUCUUGGUCAUCUCCUACGGCCACCAUCGAGUCGCCCCAGCCGGCACGAUUGAGGUCGUGCCCGGUGAUGCUGGUGAUGCCGAGGUCACCUUCUACACGGACUCUGGGCUCACGUUUUAG
Messenger RNA from Symbiodinium sp. CCMP2592, 1176 nucleotides. The record is from the annotation of a GenBank genome assembly. Lineage: Eukaryota; Dinophyceae; Suessiales; Symbiodiniaceae.